AUGUCUUUCGAUCACGCUGUUUCGCGGAACAUGUGGAUCAACUUUGACUCUCCACCUGGCCUUUAUGCUGCGAGUACUCCUACCAGAGGCACGUCAUUUUCCACACGGAUGGUAGUUCUGAUGCCCAAAGAAAUGGCUCAAGCAGCCCGAUCGCGUGUACCAAUCAACUGGUCCAACAUUGCAGAUAGAUCCUCUUGUCCCGGACAUCAGGGGAGUCAAUUCAUACAAGCAGCAAGCGCUUCUAUCCUCGGAUAA
This is a messenger RNA of Blastomyces dermatitidis ER-3, 255 nucleotides long. RefSeq lists its product as uncharacterized. The record is from RefSeq and is a predicted model, not a curated record. The transcript has a single exon. Lineage: Eukaryota; Fungi; Ascomycota; Eurotiomycetes; Onygenales; Ajellomycetaceae. The coding region runs from base 1 to 255 and encodes 84 amino acids.